This is a messenger RNA of Oncorhynchus kisutch (coho salmon), 3315 nucleotides long. It is a transcript of the gene mtbp, whose product is annotated as MDM2 binding protein. NCBI's taxonomy places the organism in Eukaryota, Metazoa, Chordata, Actinopteri, Salmoniformes, Salmonidae. The record is from RefSeq and is a predicted model, not a curated record. Gene Ontology annotation, biological process: regulation of protein ubiquitination; protein localization to kinetochore; traversing start control point of mitotic cell cycle. The transcript has 24 exons. Gene Ontology annotation, cellular component: kinetochore. Bases 115 to 2589 code for a protein of 824 amino acids.
UUCCGUUUCACCAGAGUGAGAGCGCGCGGAAAUGAAUUUGAUAAUACGAAAAAAAGUCCACCCAACUUUUUAUUUACAUUUAUACUGAACACUGAAGGUAGAGUAUUCAGAGGAAUGGAUCGGUACGUGCUAGUUGUUUCUUUUAACCAAGAAGAGGAUAAAUGCGCGAAGGCAUUGGAGGCUGCCAAACAGAUCUAUGAUAAACUGGGGAGCAUCGCCAGUUGUAAUUCAAAACGGAGAGUUUCUCUGUUUCCAGCCUGCUCUCUGAGUGGUGGUCCAGCCUCACAGAGGUGGUAUUUUGCUGUCCAGACAUGCCAUGGGACAUCUCAGUUCUGCAGUACAGAGUGGGAGGAGCUGGGUAGUUGUCAGAAGAACGAUGAGCAGGAGGAAAGCCCCAGCACUAUGGAGGCCUGUCUCAGUGCUCUGGAUGAGCAGGAGGAGAAGACUGACCAGCCUGACCCACAGCAGACACAGUUAUAUGAAGAGGCAGCAGAGGGAUUACACCUGUUAUCAGACCAGCUUCCCCCUCCAGGAAAGGCUCUGUUAGAUGUGAUAUUUCUGGGUUUUGCUGAAGAAGCUCCAAAGCUGAAGGACUUCCUCCCUGUGAUUGGCUCGUUGAAACACAUGCAGACAUGGCACACAGCCAAGAUGACCAUAGUGACUGAACACCACGCUGGGUGGCAGGAGCCAGCCUCUAACCUGUCAGCCAGAGUAGUACAUCCCAGUAGCAUCAUGACCUGUAUUGAUGAGAGGGAGUUAUGGAGAGGAGGUGUUCUCAUCAGAGAGAAAAAGUUUGCCUCUGAGGUGAGGUUUGAAGGCUUCUCCCUCCGAGCCCAGGAUAGAGAGACAUGGUACAGCCUGCUGCCUUCUGAUCCAGGAUCCCAUAACAACUCUGACCACAAGCUACACUCAGAGACGAACUCUGACCACAAUCUACAGUCGGAGGUGUUCCAUUACUUCCGGUCUGUUCUAGACCUGGUUCAGUUGGUGACGGUGUCAGAUAUUCCCAGCUUCCUCCGCUCCAGCACAGAGUUUCACCUAGAACUAUCCUCCAAAUCACUGAGAGAUAAACGGCUCCUUGAUCAGUUCAGAUCACUGUCUGGAAAGGUAGGGGCACUGUUCUCUCUAUCCUGUACGGUCAGCUCCAUGGCUCUACCCCCUGCCUCUCAGCUCAGCUCCCAGAAGUGGAAGGACUUCAUGGCUAAGAGACCCAAGACCGUGCCUGUUCCAUAUGUGGAGGUGAAGGGUGAGAGCGGACACUACUUCCUGUUGGUCCAGGGGUCAGAGGGCGGAGGCUGCAAGGCCCGCAUGAUACACUCAGCCAAUCAGAUCAAUGGAGCCGCUGCCAUGGCAACCAUCAAUGGGCUUCUGAAAGAGAAUUCUGUGUCGUCUUCAGGUUCCACCACUACAGACUGGCUGCGCUCCCUGCCCUGUCUCCAUGGAGACCAACUGCUACAGAGGGAGAGGAAGUUGGCCGAGGUGCAGACUCUGGUCCUAAAGGAGUGCCUGAGACGUAGAGAAGAGGCAGAGAAGCCAGCUUCAAUACCAGUCAAUGACCUGAAGAUCUUGCUCAGCCUGGCCAGAGAACAGUACCUCAAGAUGCAUGACUCUACCCUGCCUAAAGACUCCAGUCUGCCCAGAGUUGAGCCCUGUGGAGCAGAGGAGAUGAACCUCAAGACUACAGAGUUCAUUAAACACUCCCAACAUGCUGAUUGGCCAGAGAGAAGUGUUCUGCAGAACUAUGAGAACCUCCAGAGGACUCGUCAGAAGCUGAGGUUUGGUCUGCUGUCUGGCAGCUCAUCUGACUGUCUGCUGGGGCCUAAAGAUGUCCAGGGCCAGAGAACCACCCCAGCCUUGCUGGAUGCCAAAGAGCUGCUUAGACACUUCACACCAGAUGGCCUGCCCACCGGAGAACUGCAGCCUCUAUUAGUCCAGAGACUAGGAAACCACUCCAUUCAGCAGACAACUAUUCAGUUAGGAUGUUCCAGACACCAUGUAGCGACGAUGAUUUCAUGUGGCUGUCUACCUCUGAUAUGCAUUCGAAUCAAAAGGGGAAAUGCAUUCCAGAUGUCUCCAGACUUGACCCCCAGGAAAGUGACCCAGAUCCCCUUCAGCCAAGCAGCCAGCUCCCACUACCAUGGACUAGAGUUCUGUCUGGACGAGCAGGGCCACAAGGCCUUGGACCGGGACCAGGGCUUCGUCCGGCUGCAGUCUCGUCUGAUUCGCUACGAGACCCAGACCACCUGCUCCAAGGAACCUUGCCCCGUCCCCUUCGCCUUAAGCCCCGCCCCCUCGCCGGCCGUGCUGUCUGAACCAGGAAGUGUCCCGGACGGAGAGGCCCUCCUCAACUCAGACCUGCCCAGGAUCAAGAGACGAUCCUGGGAUACAGACGCCACCCACCCCCAUAAGAGGCUGGCCAAGUCGGAGAGCAGUGAGUCCCUGGGCUCUGUCUGCAGUGGCAGCGGUGGAACUGAUACCCACCCAGCUGUGAGAGGCUUGAGACCGCAGAAAAACCAGGUCUCAGUCCUCCUCCUCCUCAGUCUCAGCCCUAAGAAUGGGCCCCCGCGGGCCAGAGAAGCACCACCCUGACCCCAAAACAGCCACAGAGCCCCCCAGGGCCAGGGACACAGACAGGGGCAGGCAGAGGACAAGGCCAGCAAGGAGUCUCGCUCCCAGAAACAUGCCCGGAUGCUAGAAGAGGUUGUGGCGAAGACGCUGAAGCAUCAUGGGAUCACCAGAGAACACAAGAAUCUUGCCGCCUGCAGUCAAAGACUGUUUGAAAUCUCCAAAUUCUAUCUGAAGGAUCUGAAGACGUCCAGGGGCCUUCAUGAGGAAAUGAUGAAAGCAGCCAGCAGCAAUGCCAAGCAGGUCAUUGACUGGGUUACGGAGCGGGCCUCUAAGUGACGAGGGAAGUUAAACAAUCACUAGUGGUUUUAGACUGGUUUUAUAGUCACGGCAAACCGCAACCAUCAGUGGAAUGUAGUUUCACCACAGGAAACAUCAGUACAGUCUGUCAGGAUGUGAACGUGUGAUUAGCAUGUUUGUUUGUGUCUUAAGAACCUCAGUGACUGUCAGUUGCCAGGCAACCAUUCAUUGUAAUUCCAUUGUUUGUUUUAAUGAGUUCUCUCUUAUGUUGUUUUAAUAGGAAAUUCCACAAACUGGGAGGUUUGUCUUUUCGAUGUGUUUACAUGCUUUAUUUAACAUGUGUGUAUGUCUCUGUUUGUUGUAAAGCAUUGGUAGAAUUGUAGAUAUCACUAUUUCUUUUAGUUGUGCCAUCAAUUUGAUGAAAUCUAAUAAAAUGUGUUUUGUGAUCUU